Molecule: messenger RNA, 3939 nt
Organism: Nerophis ophidion (straightnose pipefish)
Lineage: Eukaryota; Metazoa; Chordata; Actinopteri; Syngnathiformes; Syngnathidae
Gene: mysm1
Product: Myb-like, SWIRM and MPN domains 1
Exons: 18
Coding region: 34-2364 (776 amino acids)
Biological process (GO): double-strand break repair
Cellular component (GO): BRISC complex; BRCA1-A complex
Molecular function (GO): polyubiquitin modification-dependent protein binding; metallopeptidase activity
Source: RefSeq, a predicted model, not a curated record
GUCACUUCCGGUUGUUUACUUUGUUUCUUCAAGAUGGAGGACGAGUUGGAAGUUGACAUCGAGGGCGACGAGUUUGAUACUAACAAAAGUGAACACGGUGGAGCGGGUUUAGUACAGGAGCAGCUGCUGCAGUCUGCAUGGAGUAGCGACGCGGGAAUUCUUCCCUGGGAGUUGGACAAUACCAUCAGUGAUGAAAACCGAGAGGCGAUACAGAGGAUGCUACUGGAGGAGCAAUACUAUUUGAAAGGUCAGGAGAUACCCGGUGAUAUUUGGUCGAGUGAUGCCAACAGCAAGCCCAACCUGAAGAAGUCUACAGUCAAGACGGCAAGCUUCUCCUCUUCUCGAUGGUCCAAACAGGAGAAAGACUUAUUUGAAGAGGGACUGGCUCAAUUUGGACGAAGAUGGACAAAGAUCGCCAAGCUGGUGAGGAGUCGCACCGUCCUUCAAGUCAAAAGCUACGCCAGGCAAUAUUUUAAACACAAGGCUAAAAUAGCACCCAGUGUUGGGUCUCCCUCCACAGUUCCUACGUCGUCCUUUCAGCCUGCUCGGCCCACCUCCAGCUGUACUGCCGCCUUGGCAAACACGGUGCGCAUCGAGAGACUGGUUGGAGACGAGGAUGAAGAGGUGGACAUCACCGAUGACGACGGCAACGAGGAAGAGACUGAGCGUCAGGUCAACAGUCCGAGCAGUCCGCAACCAGCACCUCCUCCAUGUCACCUCCCAGAGGAGCUGGAAGAUGAUGAACAAGAUGAGGAGGACAAAGCAGACUGCAAGCGAGUGGAGGCGGAGGUGAAAGAGCAAGAGGAGGUCAAAGGUGAUGAAGCUGUGGAAGGGGAGAAUGAUGAUGAUGAUGAUGACGACGACGACGAUGAGGAGGAGGAGGAGCUUAAGGCCCCUGAGCAGGAAGUCGUGUUGGACACGGAGAUCAUCAACGAGGAUGAGAAACAAGCCAUUCCUGAGUUCUUUGAGGGACGUCCUUCCAAGACCCCGGAAAGAUAUCUGAAGAUCAGAAACUACAUUUUGGAUCAGUGGCUGAAGAGCAAGCCAAAGUACUUGAACAAGACGUCAGUUCGUCCUGGCCUGAAGAACUGUGGCGACGUCAACUGCAUUGGGAGGAUACACACCUACCUAGAACUCAUUGGGGCCAUAAAUUUCCACUGUGAACAAGCGGUAUAUAAUCGACCCAAAGUGGUAGAUCGCUGCAAGCACAAGGAGGGUAAUGAUGUGCUGGAGGCCUACCAGCUCGCACAAAGACUGCAGAGUAUGCGGACCAGGAAGCGGCGAGUGAGGGACAUGUGUGGAAACUGGUGUGACUCCAAAAACAUGGAGGGACAGACCUAUGAGCAUCUGAGCGCAGAGGAGCUCGCUUUGCGUCGAGAGCGGCUGGCGAUGCAGCCUAAAGCCUGCAAGAUGUCUCGACACAAAGGGUCUUUUGAUCCUUUCCAGCUCAUUCCAUGCAGGUCCUUUGGAGAAGACGUGCAGGAGCCAUUCCGCGUCAUUGUGUGUGCUGAGACGCUUCUCAUUAUGGACAUGCAUGCUCACGUGUCCAGAGGUGAGGUCAUUGGUCUGCUUGGUGGAACUUUCAACGAGGGCGAGAAAGAAUUGAAGAUCUGUGCAGCGGAGCCCUGCAACAGCGUCAGCACGGGACUCCAGUGCGAGAUGGACCCGCUGUCUCAGACGCAGGCCUGCGACGUGCUCUCCUCCCUGGGCUUCAGCGUGGUGGGCUGGUACCACUCCCAUCCGUCCUUCCACCCAAACCCGUCCGUGCGAGACAUCGACACUCAGGACCAGUUCCAGAGUUAUUUCUCUCGUGGCGGUGCCCCCUUCAUUGGGAUGAUCGUGAGCCCGUACGACCCGGCCAACCCUUCUCCGCAUUCCCAAACAACUUGCUUGUUGGUGAAGGAGAGCCAGGAGAUGUUCGGAAUGCAAAAGCUUCCUUACAAAUUUGACUUCCUGCCAUCACAAGACAUCCCAGACUGGGAUCAGACGCUGCGGAGAGCCCUGUGGAUCAUCCAGAAAUAUUCCCAAACGCCAGGGAGCGUGCACAUGGACAGAUUCUUCCGUAGGGGCUCACACCUCACCUGCUUAGAAAAGAUGCUGUCGUCGAUGGCCAGGUCACUGGAGCCCUUACAGGAGUCGGAGGGCGAUGCCUUCCUCACACACGUCCAUUCUCUCUUUCUGUCCGACUUCAUCGCCAAACAGCAGCAAGAAAGCGAGCCGUCGAUAAAUGAUUUGACCUCGGACGGCGACGAGGACUCUGGCCAACGGGCCAACACAAAACAAGACGCAAAAUCGGAGACGGACAACUCCACCGUGUUGCAUCUGGGCUCGGUGCUGUCAACAGAGCACGACUAUUUACUGUGAUGCACUUCAUCAGGGUAAUGUGGAUUUUUCUACUUUUAUUACAGCAUUAUUAAAUGCUUAGCACAUUUGAAUAUAGCAAAUAUUUUUAACCCCCAUAAUCUUUGUACAGCUUUUAAUAUGUUCAUAACUAUAAAAAAUGUAACACACAACUCAUGACCACACAGAGGAGCAGUGCAAGUUUAUGCCAUAUCUUUCCAAUGGCAGACUCUAUCCACUCUGCUUUUCCCGUUCCUGCCUUUAUAACCUCAGACACACAAGUCACCAUCUUUUCUGAUUUUCACUCUACAUCAGGGCUAUUAAACUACAUAAUGAAGAGGGCCGCAGUUUCAAGGGCUCAGGGGCCGUAUAUGGAAAUGUGGAUGUUUCGUCCCAAAGGGCCUUUGCAGAUUAUAUGCCUUUUGAAACUGCCUUUACUUAAUUGCAAAGUAAACACAUCAGCUUUCACACCGCACUGUCAACAAACUCAUUAUUCUGCCCUUGCUACUCGUUUCCAGCGUGUGCAAAUAUUAACAGCAUGAAGAAAUAGAAGCUCCAGAAGUUUGUUUGAGGAUCGAUGUUCCUCUUCCCCCUUUCCUUUAUGUUUUGUAGGACUAUUGUAUAUUUUACAUGAAUAAAAUAAAAAGUUAAUUCUCGAUACAUUCACACAAUAAAAUACAGAUGUUUACCCAUAUAUAAAUUAAAUAACAUUGUCUGUCUAUCUGUGUUGGCCCUGUGAUGAGGGCGACUUGUCCAGGGUGUACUCCGCCUUCCGCCUGAUUGUAGCUGAGAUAGGCACCAGCGCCCCCCGCCACCCCAAAGGGAAUAAGCUGCAGAAAAUGGAUGGAUGGAUGAAUGGCUGCACACAAUAAAUGUGACUCAUCUCAAUUAUAACUAAGCUGUAGCGUUAUCGCACUCUACUGGUCAAAUUAAGCACUACAUGUACUAAACAAGCUUUUUUUUUUUUUUUUAAAUACAUGACAAAGUCAGAAAUUUCCAAAGAAAAAGUAAAUAUCUUUAUGUACAUCUACUUCCAAAAGGUGUGAUCAAGUUUUGUCGUGUGGAUUUCUACUGUUGUUGCUGGCGUGGAACAGUGUGUCCGUCGCUUAAAAGGUCCAACAGGAAACAAUGACUGGAGCACUUGCUCUUUCUUUUACAUUCAUAUUUUGCUGUUAAAAGUUGUAUUUUUUGCAAUUUAAUUAGGAUAUUUUUUAAGGGUUGACACAUAUGCCUCGCUGUUUCCCCCUGUGGGGUGGCGGGAGUACUGCAUACAGGAGCAACCCGCGUUUUGAUGUUUUUAUCAAGCCUAUUUGGGUGAUGUUCGGCAGGCCAAUUGAAAAGCUUUGGGCCGCCAGUGAAGUAAGCCUGCUCUACACUGUUGUUUAGAGCCACAUCGACUUGAUUAUGGCCACCAUUCACUGAUGGCCACAUCGCGGUUAUGUUUGGCCCCAGAGAUACUAUGAAUUGAUUAACGUGGACCCCGACAUAAACAAGUUGAAAAACUUAUUCGGGUGUUACCAUUUAGUGGUCAAUUGUACAUAAUAUAAACUGUACUCUGCAAUCUACUAAUAAAAGUUUCAAUCAAUUCAAUCAAUCAAA